Phragmites australis (common reed) is the source of this 1553-nucleotide messenger RNA. Its product is annotated as inositol-tetrakisphosphate 1-kinase 3. The transcript has 11 exons. Gene Ontology annotation, biological process: inositol trisphosphate metabolic process. NCBI's taxonomy places the organism in Eukaryota, Viridiplantae, Streptophyta, Magnoliopsida, Poales, Poaceae. Gene Ontology annotation, cellular component: cytoplasm. The record is from RefSeq and is a predicted model, not a curated record. The coding region runs from base 193 to 1218 and encodes 341 amino acids. Gene Ontology annotation, molecular function: inositol-1,3,4-trisphosphate 6-kinase activity; inositol-3,4,5,6-tetrakisphosphate 1-kinase activity; inositol-1,3,4-trisphosphate 5-kinase activity.
CUCCUCCCUUCUCUUCUCUCUCCACUCGCCGCCCCGCCCCGCCCGCACACACCACCUGUCUCCGCCUCCGCUCCGGCCACGCUCCCCUCCCCGCAUUCCCGAUCUCGCCGUCGUACUUGCUGCCUCGCCUUCCCGUCUCGGGUUCCGGCCGGCGCGGGUUGUCUCGGUGCUAGUGGGCCUUGGGCCGGCGCGAUGGUGUCGGGUGGGUGCGUGGGGGCGGAAGGGGAGGUGGACCCGGAUGCGGCGGCGGAGAGGGGAGACGCGGUGGCUCCGGCUCCCGCACGGGAACUGGUGGUGGGGUACGCGCUCACCUCCAAGAAGGCCAAGAGCUUCCUCCAGCCUAAGCUCCGGGGACUCGCCAGGAAAAAAGGCAUUCUAUUUGUUGCCAUUGAUCAAAAACGUCCACUGUCCGAUCAAGGCCCAUUUGACAUUGUUCUGCAUAAGUUGACUGGAACGGGAUGGCAGCAACUGCUGGAGGAAUAUCGGGAGACACACCCAGAAGUUACUGUUCUUGAUCCACCUGGUGCAAUAGCACAUUUACUCGAUCGCCAGUCAAUGCUUCAAGAAGUUUCUGAAUUGGACCUCUCGGAUUGUUACGGUAAAGUAGGUGUUCCUAAGCAGUUAUUGGUUAAUACAGAUCCCUCAUCAAUACCAACUGCAGUUACUAGGGCUGGGCUAUCUCUUCCACUAGUGGCGAAACCCUUGGUGGCGAAGUCCCAUGAGCUAUCUCUUGCUUAUGAUCCAUCUUCCUUGACCAAGCUUGAGCCACCCUUGGUUCUUCAGGAAUUUGUUAACCAUGGUGGUGUCAUGUUUAAGGUUUACAUUGUCGGGGAUGCAAUAAGGGUUGUACGUCGGUUUUCACUUCCUAAUGUUGAUGAAGGUGAUUUAUCAAAUAAUGCUGGGGUAUUUCGGUUUCCAAGGGUCUCUUGUGCUGCAGCCAAUGCAGAUGAUGCAGAUCUUGAUCCUUGUGUUGCUGAACUUCCCCCAAGACCACUGCUCGAGAUAUUGGCACGAGAGCUGCGCCGACGACUGGGUCUUAGGUUAUUUAACAUUGAUAUGAUCAGGGAGCACGGAACAAAAGAUCGGUUUUAUGUCAUAGACAUGAACUAUUUCCCUGAAACAGUUGGAGUCCAAAGACUGGCUAGAACCUGGCUCGUCGAAGUUAUAUCUGCUCAGCCUUGCACCAUUGCUUCUCUGUAUUCUUGUGGGUUACGGUAAAAUGCCUGGGUACGAGCAUGUGUUCACCGACUUUCUUCUGAGCCUAGCGCAGAAAGAGUACAAGCGGCGGCCAAGUUAUAGCUCAUGCGAAGGGUGAAAAGUGAGAAGGAGAAGGCCGUGCCCCCAGGUGACCUGUGUUGAUAUGUCUAGCAUCCACAAUGUGUGCGUACAGAUGUGCUUGUCAGGGAGAUAAUCGGUUGUAGAGUUGGGCAUCAGUAGUUGCGAUAAAGCAGCUGUCGAGCUGUAAAUUGUUGGUUCACUUUUGCUAACUGUUCGUGCUCUAAAAUAAUUUUGAUUGACCGAGUGAUGAAAUUAAGCGAUCACUUGAUGUGCAA